AUGAGCUCUCGCCCAGAUAUCGAUGAUGCUGUCGAACAUGCUAACGUGUCAACCGGAAUAGUAAAUGCAACAAAGAAGAAAUGUGAAAGAAUGUUGCUUUCAGUUUCAUUCUGGAAUAAGAUAUCUGUGAUUGCAUGUAUGACUGCAGUCUCAAUAGAUCCUUUGUUUUUCUACAUUGCAUUCAUUGAUCGCAAUAAUAUGUGCCUCGGAGCAGACAAAAGGCUGAGGACCGUAGUCCUCGUUACACGAUCACUCACAGAUUUCACAUUCCUCUUUCAUAUCGUAUAUAACCUUUGUGAUGCUGCGAAAGCAGUGGCCUCUGAGUCCAAGCGCAGGACGGUACAGAAAGACAACUCAAAAGUACUCUUCAACUGGUUUGGACGAGCCAAGGCAAUAGCUAAGAAGUUAUCAUGGAGCUCAUUCCUAAGUGACAUUUUAGCUAUUCUUCCGAUUCCACACGUGCUAAUAUUAGCUCUCUUUUAUGCUCCCAAUUACGGAUUUUCAGAGAACAAAAUGACUUUGAAUUACUUGCUUCUGGCGCAAUAUGCUCCAAGAAUGUAUCGGAUCUUUACUUCAUCUGAGGUAGUUGGAGCCUUUUGGUACUUUAGUACUGUUCAAAUCCAGGCAGUAUGUUGGCACAUGACCCUUGGAGGACAAGUCAGUUUUCAAUGUGAUGACCCUCCUCUAUCUCAAAGCUAUCAUGAAAUUAUUGAUACAAUUUGCCAUAAUUCAACGGGAGAUGAUUCAUUCCCGUAUGGAUCAUUUCUGGAGACGAUUACGGCCGGCUACACAGGACGUACAAGAUUCCGUGAUAAGUUAUUUUACUUUGUGUGGUGGGGACUUAAAAAUCUGAGUAACUUUGGUACAAACAUUGCUACAAGUGAUUUCAUUUGGGAAAAUUGCUUUGCAAUUCUUGUUUCUGGUAUGGGCCUGGUGCUAUUUGCUUUUCUCAUUGGAAAUAUGCAGCUGUGUAUGCAAUCCUCGGAGGAAAAGAAUGUGGCAACUGAUAAGGUGCAAAUGAAAGAGCAAGAACUACAAGAAUGGAUGGACAAAAAUGGUCUCCCUGAGAAAUUGGGCAAAGACGCUGAGAAGUUGAGGAUACAGAUCAUGAAAAAGAUAACAAAAAACUUGAAAGAGGACCAAAAUGCUGAACUACAUAACCUGUUCACGCUUAUUCCCUGGAAUGCCGUAAAAGAUCUCAAACCGUCUGUCUGCAUGAGUAUGCUAAAGAAAGUACCAAGGCUCGAAAUUAUGGAUGAAAGAGGAUUGAGACUGAUCUGCCACUAUCUCAAGCCAGUGACCUACUCUUCGAAAACCAUUGCUUUUAGAAUGGGAGAACCACUUGAUAGCAUGCUCUUUAUUAUGGAAGGUAUUAUGUUGAUCUACCCGACUAGUGCUGCUACUGCUACUACUACUACUACAACUGCUCAUCAAGUUGAAAGAGCAAAUAUACCUUUCCGCUCAACAAUCAGCGGCUCUCUCGAGAACGGUGAUGCAUAUGGAGUUGAACAACUUCUGAGUUGGGCAUCACCACCCGACAUGUCCGAUGUCUCUUAUGCAGACCUUCCUAUCUUGACCGAAAAUGUAAAAUGUCUCUCAGAAGUAGACGGUUUUGUUCUAACUGCUAAGGAUUUGAAAAGUGUAUUCUCCUUGUACAAGAUACAGGGUAAUUACAACAGUUCCAGCCAUCUGGUAGAGGUGGAACGUUCUACCUCAAGAGGAACAUCAUCAAAUCGUCGUUGCCGCAUUAAUCCUACUCCAAGGCCAGGCACAGAGGGCGGGGAUGAGGAAACAGAUAUUCAAUAA
Molecule: messenger RNA, 1806 nt
Organism: Fragaria vesca subsp. vesca
Lineage: Eukaryota; Viridiplantae; Streptophyta; Magnoliopsida; Rosales; Rosaceae
Product: cyclic nucleotide-gated ion channel 1-like
Exons: 7
Coding region: 1-1806 (601 amino acids)
Source: RefSeq, a predicted model, not a curated record